CCGGGCUGGGAGGCAGCGGCGCAGGCGGAGCGGAGCGGAGCGGGGCUCGGCUCGCUGCUGCUGCUGCUCUCGCUCCCCGCCGCCGCCGCACCCGCCUGCGGCCGCGGCCAUGGGCGUCCCGGGCCGCCCGCUUUGUGCCGCCGCCGCCCCUCCGGGCCGCCGCCGCCGCUGAGCCGCAUGGGCCGGGCCCCGCGCCGCCCCGGGCCGCCGCCUCCGCUCCGCGCGGCCGAACAAACUCGUUCACCUUGGAGCUACAAAUAUUAGUGAUUCGAGAUUGGCGCUGAUCCUCCACUGUUCCCACGCAAGCAAGGACCAGAAAAAUGAAUAUCCAGGGGAAAGGCUUCCCUUUGGACCUGGGAGGAAGCUUCACUGAAGAUGCUCCAAGGCCACCGGUUCCUGGUGAGGAGGGGGAGCUCGUGUCCACAGACCCAAGGCCGGUUAGCCACGGUUUCUACUCUGGUAAAAGUGACGUGGUCAGAAAUGAGACGUCCACGGCAACACCGAGACGCUCCGAUCUGGAUUUGGGGUACGAGCCCGAGGGGAGUGCUUCGCCAACUCCACCCUACCUGAAGUGGGCCGAGUCACUGCACUCCUUGCUGGAUGAUCAAGAUGGCAUCAACCUCUUCAGGACUUUCCUGAAACAGGAGGACUGUGCGGAUCUGCUGGACUUUUGGUUUGCCUGCAGUGGCUUCAGGAAGCUGGAGCCAUGUGUGUCUAAUGAGGAAAAAAGACUCAAGCUGGCAAAAGCCAUUUACAAAAAAUACAUCCUCGACAACAAUGGCAUUGUGUCCCGGCAGAUCAAACCGGCCACAAAAAGCUUCAUCAAAGACUGUGUCAUGAAACUGCAGAUUGACCCUGACAUGUUUGACCAGGCCCAAACGGAGAUUCAGUGCAUGAUAGAAGACAAUACCUACCCUUUGUUCCUUAAGUCGGAUAUUUAUUUGGAAUACACAAGGACAGGUGGGGAAAGUCCGAAAAUUUAUAGCGAUCCGAGCUCGGGGUCUGGGACAGGUAAAGGGCUACCUGGUUAUCUGCCAACUCUGAACGAGGAUGAGGAGUGGAAGUGUGACCAAGAGGCCGAGCCGGAGGCCAGCAGGGACUCGGCACCUUCCAGCAGGCUCACGCAGAAGCUGCUUCUGGAGACGGCCACGCAACGCGCGGCCUCGGCCCGGCGCUACAGCGAGGGCAGGGAGUUCAGGCAUGGGUCAUGGAGAGAGCCUGUUAACCCCUACUAUGUCAACACAGGCUAUGCUUUGGCCCCAGCCACCAGUGCCAACGACAGCGAGCAGCAGAGCAUGUCCAGCGACGCCGACACCAUGUCGCUGACAGACAGCAGCGUAGAUGGGAUCCCACCGUACAGACUCCGAAAGCAGCAUCGCAGAGAGAUGCAAGAAAGUGCCAAAGCAAAUGGACGCGUGCCACUACCUCACAUUCCUCGUACCUACCGAAUGCCAAAGGAUAUCCACGUGGAACCAGAGAAGUUUGCUGCAGAGCUGAUCAACCGUUUGGAGGAAGUACAGAAGGAACGUGAAGCGGAGGAGAAGUUAGAGGAGCGCCUUAAACGCGUUCGAGCGGAAGAAGAAGGUGAGGAUGCAGAUAUCUCUUCUGGUCCCUCGGUCAUGAGCCACAAGAUGCCUUCUGCCCAAGCCUUCCAUCACUUUGCUCCUCGUUAUGCUGAGAUGGGCUGUGCUGGGAUGCAGAUGAGAGAUGCCCACGAAGAAAACCCCGAAAGCAUCCUGGAUGAACACGUGCAGCGUGUGAUGAAAACUCCAGGCUGCCAAUCUCCAGGACCUGGCCGUCACUCUCCUAAGCCACGCUCCCCGGAGAGCGGCCACUUGGGAAAGCUGUCAGGGACACUAGGAACAAUUCCUCCAGGGCAUGGCAAGCACGCAACAAAAUCAGGAAUGAAACUGGAUGCAGCUAACUUAUAUCACCAUAAACAUGUCUACCACCACAUCCAUCACCACAGCAUGAUGAAACCAAAAGAGCAGAUCGAGGCUGAGGCCACGCAGCGAGUGCAGAACAGCUUUGCUUGGAAUGUAGAUUCACAUAACUAUGCAACAAAGUCCCGAAACUACAGUGAAAACUUGGGCAUGGCCCCUGUCCCCGUGGACUCUUUAGGCUACAGUGGGAAGGCAAAUCUGCUCUCAAAAAGGAAUGUUAAGAAGACCGAUUCAGGGAAAAGUGAUGGUGCCAACUAUGAGAUGCCAGGAUCUCCUGAAGAUGUGGAGAAAAACCAGAAGAUCCUUCAGUGGAUCAUAGAAGGAGAGAAGGAGAUCAGCAGGCAUAAGAAAACAAACCAUGGCUCUUCAGGUGCUAAGAAGCAGCUGCCCCACGACAUGAUCCGGUCCCUCUCCAUCGAGCGACCGGUGACGGUGCACCCGUGGGUCAGCGCCCAGCUCCGAAACGUCGUCCAGCCUUCUCACCCCUUCAUUCAAGAUCCUACCAUGCCACCCAACCCAGCCCCCAACCCUCUCACCCAGCUGGAGGAAGCUCGCAGGAGGUUGGAAGAGGAGGAAAAAAGGGCUGGAAAACUCCCCCUUAAGCAAAGGUUGAAGGCCCAGAAGAGGCCGGGCAGCGGCGCGUCCCAGCCCUGCGAGAACAUCGUGGUCGCGUAUUACUUCUGCGGGGAGCCCAUCCCCUACCGCACCCUCGUCAAGGGGCGCGUGGUGACGCUGGGACAGUUCAAGGAGCUGCUGACCAAGAAAGGGAACUACAGGUAUUACUUUAAGAAAGUGAGCGAUGAGUUUGACUGUGGUGUGGUCUUCGAAGAGGUGCGGGAGGAUGACACCAUCCUGCCCAUCUUCGAAGAGAAGAUCAUCGGGAAGGUGGAGAAGAUUGAUUAGGCUCCAGGGCAGCGAGGACAGGACUGUGAAGGACUCUGGGACCGGAGGAGAAGGCCUGGGGCGGACGCUGGCGGUGCUGCCACCACGGGCACCGGGCGAGCCCAGGGCAGAGAGCAGCGGCUCUGCUUUCCAGCACGGAUCUGGGCAAGCUCCAGGAUGCCGGUGGAUGCCCUUUCACCCCACAAACCUGCCAGUGGGAGCCUGGGCUCCCUCUCCAUACCGAAUAUAAGUGUAAUGUAGCAUUGUACAGUGCAUUAGAAAGUGUAAUAUGACCUUGUUUACUAAAGCUGCAUAUUUUUGAUAUAUUGUAAUAAAAGGAAAAUAUUUCCAAUGUCA
This is a messenger RNA of Hirundo rustica (Barn swallow), 3182 nucleotides long. It is a transcript of the gene AXIN1, whose product is annotated as axin 1. Lineage: Eukaryota; Metazoa; Chordata; Aves; Passeriformes; Hirundinidae. The transcript has 10 exons. The record is from RefSeq and is a predicted model, not a curated record. Gene Ontology annotation, biological process: negative regulation of canonical Wnt signaling pathway. Bases 321 to 2846 code for a protein of 841 amino acids.